UCCAACAUUACUCGAGUUUUCGUCUUCAUUUUAUCAAUAAAAUACUCACAGUAUAUGCGAGUACACAUUUUCAUGUAUGAAUGGGGCUUUAGUUUUUUAAAUAUCAUUUAAAUGAUUUUUCGGACUAUUCUUAAAAAUUUCCAGCAUUUACUUCACAACUAGUGUUGAACAUUUUUCGGACAAAUUCAUCGUGCAAGAAAAUGGCGGACAAUGGAGGAUUCGAGGAUAGUGUCACAAGCUUCAUGCUGACCGAUGCAAUCAAAACUGGUAGUUUAGAUAGAGUAACGCAGAUUCUAGCAGAGCAUCAGAUCAACAUUAAUGACAAAAUUGAUGGCUCGUUUACUCCUUUCUUGCUAGCAUGCUCUUAUUGUCAGUUUGAUUUAAUGGUGCACUUCCUUAAUCAUGGAGCAGACCCAAUGUAUCAUCAUCACUUUUUCAACGCGCUUAUGGCAACCUGUUCGUCCUCUUGUUCGGACGAAGAGCUUGUCCUCCGUUGUGUUCGCUUGCUGAUCAAUCAAGGAUUGCUGAUUAACGAGGUGGAUCCUGACAGAACUACACCUUUAAUGUACGCAGCUAAAAGUGGACACAUUGAAGCUGUGAAAGAAUUACUUAUGCGGGGUGCUUCAAUUGAUUCUAUAGAUCAUGAGGGAUGGUCUGCAAUUUUCUUUGCCGUCAGCCAAAAACAUACAGAUAUUGUAAAAUUGCUCAUCGAAAGUGGAGCGUCUGUAAAAUUGGAAGAUAGACGAGGUAGAAAAGUCUUGGAAAUCGCAGAGACCAAAGGUUUGCAGGAUAUUGCUGAUUUAAUUUUAGAGGCUGAAGGGGAGAAAAAAAUAGAGGAGGAAUGGGAGCAACCGGUCCAACUCACCGUUCAAAGUUACAGUGACAUGGUUCGUGAGCUUCCGGAGCAUAAUGAAUUUAUGGCUGAUGCUCUCAGUUUUUUGCAUAAUUUAUGUUUAUCCCGUUACUCUCGACCCUUUCAUAAUAACAAAGUGAGCUUGGGGAAGUUAUUGUUAAUGGAUGAAGGUGAUCUAAAGGAAAAUGGUGUGUAUCUAUCUAGUCAUAGACAGUUGAUUUUAAGUUCUGUAAAGAAAUUUCACUUAUCGAUGUGGAAAAAUUGUUUAGGGGUAAAGAGAGGUCAAAAGCUAGAAAGUGAUGAAUUUGCAUUCUUUUUAGCAAACAUAACGCGGCAUUUGUAUGUGCUUGCGCAGUCUGCCAAAUACAUAAAGAAGGAGUGUAAUAAGAAAGGUAACAGGGUAUUUGAUGAUGAAUUAAGACCCAUUAUUUUAAAGAAUGUUGAACAAUUGGUUUUCAUAGAGAAGAAACUAGAACAAUUUCGCAACCUCGGCUCAACGCUACAAAAAUAUGAUGAAGUAAAAUAUGUUGAUCUCAUUGAUGAAAAUACUCUCAGUAUUAAAAACAGAGUUUUGAGUAAGAUUUUUAUGUUUUAUGUGCCUUCAAUCAUUCUGACUUUUUAUCUCUUGAGGCAGAAACAUGUUGUUCCAGUAUGUCUUACAUUUUUCUUGAACAACCUAGUGCGUUUAAAAUCUCUUAAAUUCUGGUGAAGUUUAGCACUUGAAUUUCCACAUUUUCUCUCUUUAAGUUAAGAACCUUCAAAACAAACUUUUGAAAUGCAUUUUUUUAGUCUAAAUCAGAGGAGACAUGACUCAUUAAAUUAAUUUUGACACAAAGUCAAUUUGAUUAGGGAAGGAAAAUCUCAAGUACAUUUUCAAUAACAAACAGCAAAAUCUGAAAUUGUUGAACGUGCUGCACUCUCCCACCGAAAAGAACAUAUUUCUACCGGUAUUUUAUUUUUUCAUGGGAGAACCAUUGCAGGAAUUUUUUUGAAAAUUUUAGUGUCUCUCCUCACAAAUGUAAAGAAAAAUAACUGAAAAUUCCAGACAAAAUCAUGUGAUGGUUCUCCUUUAAAGAAAAAAUGUAAUGUAAGUAAGGAAUACUAAAACAGCUCAAUCAAGAAAUGUUUUUUCAUGCUGAAAACGACGAUGUUUGAGAUGCUGGAUUUUCCUCUGUCGUCAAUGUUAAUCUAUUCUCAUAAAUUUCACAGUUCUUGCACUAAUUUCAGAUUAUCCACUCUGAAGUUUUCCUAUUUUCAUUUAGUAUAUAAACUCAUGAGACAUUUUUAUUUUCUUAGGAAUCGCAGUAGUUUCCAGCCUAUUCAUUUUUAAUCAAUUUUUUUGGCCUAUUGUUUUUGCCUUUAACAGUAGAUGAUUCUGGUGCAAAAAAUUGCUGUACUUAAUACACAGUGUGUGGCGUCUCUGCUUUUGUCUCAUGUAUAUUAUGUUUCCAUUAUCAGAUCAAAUUCCAGACUUGUUUCCUUCAAACUAAGUGAAGUUUUCCUAAGUCCUUAGGCUUGAAAAUUUUAAAAUGAUCCUCUAUGAACUUAAAUAUAAACAUUCUCUAUGUUGUUGUGAUUUAUAUCACUUCUAUAACCUCACCUCAUGAUGGCUAUUUGUUCGUAAUUUGAUAAGAACAGCCCUACAACUUUUUUAUGUAUGAAAGAGCAAGGAUAGCAUUCUUUGUAUGGAUCAGAAGCAAUUGGUCAUUGAGAUACUUUUAUUUUUUGUUUUUAUAUCUAAUUCUUUUGUAUUAAAUUUUAUUUUUCCACGGAA
This is a messenger RNA of Bemisia tabaci, 2627 nucleotides long. The record is from RefSeq and is a predicted model, not a curated record. Lineage: Eukaryota; Metazoa; Arthropoda; Insecta; Hemiptera; Aleyrodidae.